AUGGGCCCAAGCAAGUGGGGCCUCGCGGUGGCCUCGAUCGGCGCCGUGCUGAGCGCUCUCGUUGACGCGCUGACGUCGACCGUGCGCUUCCAGCCCCUGCCUCCCGGGUCAUUUCUCUCGACGCUCGAAGACACGCCACUCCACAUCUCGAGCCUUGCGCUCGCCGGUGUCGCCAAUGAUACGAUCUUGCACAUGCUCGUGGCCUGCGCCCACGGAACAGUCCGCAGCACCGACGCCAGCGCCUGGGUUCGCGCCUGGACCAUGUGCGAUAGGCCCGCGUCGUUUGUCAUCGAGACCACGCUCGUCGACGCCAACCAGAUUUUAGGCAGCCUCGUCUACACGCCUGAUGCCCACUACAACUUUGACUGGUCGUCGCCGGACCUCUCGUCGCCGUGCGUGCAUCGCGAUCAGUCGCCCGAGACACUGUACUUCAUUGCAAUCGAGGCCGCGCUGCUAGCACCCUCCACCACCGACGCGCUGCUUGCGACUUGCGCUGAACCUCUCUCGACAUCGACGGUGCGCCGCCUGGCUUUUCUCUUUCCAUCCAAUCACGUGGCCGUCCCCGUGUCGAUAUUGGCCGUCAACAAUCCUCCGAGCCUUGAGUUGCCAACGGGUGUCGACGUGGCACCGGCGUCGUGCACGUUUGCAGCUAUCGUGGCGACAGACAUGGAUGUCGACGAAGUCGCCAACGGCGCUGGCAUGCUCACGCUCUCCAUGAGUGCACCGGCGUUAAGCGCGCAAUACCUUGCCUUUGCCUCGUCGAGUUUGGUGCGACACCAGCUCCAGGUACUCUCGACAGCACACUUGUCGCGCAACAGUGUCAACAGCACCGUCUCGGCCAUUGUCGUCGAGGGACCGCUGAGUGGCCUCAACGCCUGGCUUCAAGGCCUCUCGGUGUGCGCAUUGCCCGAAGCGACUUCGACGUCGUGGACGCUAAGCAUCGCUGACAAUGGCAACUGCGGCAGCUCGAGUAGUGCGACGGCAACGUACGCCAUGGCAGUGUCGAUCACGCCGACAAUACUUCUCGCACCGGCACUGACUGUCACGACCCCGACAACGACGCUGGUCAUGACCGAUCCGACGGUUGCCGUACCCCUCGGGCUGCAAGGGACUGCCGGGCACGUUGCACGCACGUCCAUCACCCUUGCUUCGCAAUUCGGAUACAUUGGCGUGCCCACCUUGCCGUCCGACGUUGAGAUCGGUAGCGACCGGUACAUCACCGACGUCUCGCUCCGCUCCACCGGCAUCAUUGCCCAGGAGCGCAUCACCGUGUCUUCAACCUUUACCAAAGAAGUGCAGAUGCUUCGAACGACCGCGGACGUCGGAAGCACGAUCGUCGAAGCCGUCGUCGUCGUUAGUUUAACGUAUCUGGGCACGACGGCGUCUGCUGUCGUCGACCUCACCGACGAGUUUGGCUCGGCGACGGCAGUAGCCACCGCACUUCAAUCCGGGUUGACCAACGCCGGCGACAUUACCGUGUCGCGGAGCCCGCCCGAUGCCCAAGGUGGGUGCACGUGGAGCAUCACGUUUGCGUCCUUGUCGGGAUCGACGAUUCCGCUGCUGCAGGCCACGGUGCAGAGCUUUCCAGCGCCGUGGUCGGGCGUCGGCAGCCCCGUGACAAUUGCCCGCACCGUCGCCGGGUCGUUGGUUCCCCCCGUGGUCGCGGUCGCCAUUCCCGAUGCGACGGUGCAGAGCGGUACGUUUGUGCUUUCCGUCGCCGUCGACGCGGCGUGCAACGGCGCCACGUCCGCGUCGUUCACGACCAAUCCGUUGCCGUACAACGCACUGGCGACCGACGUGCAGGUGGCGCUCACCCAAGGCUUUGUCGACACCGUCGUCGUCACCAAAAUCGAGCCGUUUACAUGGCGCAUAACGUUUGUCGCCAACACCUAUGUCGACUGCUUGGCAGGCGUCGUCGUCGUGCCGCAGUUUCUUGCUGGAACCGGCGCAAACUUGUGUAGUAUGUGCCAGAACGGAAUUCCGUCCAUGACGGUGCAGACGCUUGCCGUCGGUAGCAAGGCCGUCUUGCCGACAGACAAUUGGCACUGGACGGCUCUGCUGGACCCGCCGCGCAGCGUGUCAUUGCCUUUGCUCACGAGCCCGUACGCUCUCAAGCAAGCGCUCCAUACGAUUGGCGCGACAGCCGAUCUUUCGACGAGCGAUUGCUUGACACCGACGCUUCAAUGCACGUGGACGAUCAGCUACAGUGGACCACCACUCCAGGUAUCCCUUGGCCCAACGACAGGUGCGCUGCAACUUCAGCAUCGCGUUCUGAGCCAAGGUGCGCUGUCGAUCUGCAUUGCGCCGCUGACCUAA
Messenger RNA from Saprolegnia parasitica CBS 223.65, 2316 nucleotides. RefSeq lists its product as hypothetical. NCBI's taxonomy places the organism in Eukaryota, Oomycota, Saprolegniomycetes, Saprolegniales, Saprolegniaceae. The coding region runs from base 1 to 2316 and encodes 771 amino acids. The transcript has 3 exons. The record is from RefSeq and is a predicted model, not a curated record.